AUGAUCAUCCUCACUGGAACGACAGGAAAUCUGGGUAGCCGCGUAUUGAAGAGCAUACUGGCGCGAAAGUUGAUCCCUCCAUCUCAAUUGAUCAUUUCGACGUCCAACCCGGAUAAGGCACCUGAUUUCGUUAAAGAAUCGGGUGCUGAGAUUCGUAAAGGCGACUUUCUGAACCCAGCAUCUCUGGUAGAGACUUUUAGAGGUGGAGAAGUCCUCUUCCUCGUCUCGUUUCCGAGUCCCUCGGUGGAGCGGUGGGAGUAUCAUAGAGCUGCCAUUGACGCUGCCAAAGUCGUGGGAGUCAAGACGGUCAUAUACACGAGUUUGAUGUUUGGAGGCGAGACGGGGAUGAAGAGCGUGGCUGGCGUGCAGCAAGCUCACAUCAAGACGGUCGAUUAUCUCGUAAACUCUGGGCUCGACUAUAUCGUUAUCAGUGAGGGUAUAUAUGCAGAGAGCUGGUGGCUCUAUGCUGGGUUCCUCAAGUUUGACCGCAACGAUGCGAGCAAAGCGCCAAUCGAGUUUGUGAUGCCAGGUGACGGGGAGAUGGCAUGGGUGACCUGGGAUGACCUGGGAGAGGCGACUGCGACGAUUAUGGCAAACUAUGCAAGUCGAAAAGCCCCGCCUUUAUUCGAUGUUGACUGUACUAUCCGGCUGACUGGCUCACGAACGGCGACGAUGAAACAAGUUGCAACGCUCUUGGAAGAAAAGUCGGGACGCCCCGUCGAGGUGCGCAUUGUAAGCCCCGAGGAGGCGGCUCGAUACCACAAGGAGCGCAAAGUGGCAUCCCCAUUUUACAUUGACAGCUGGAGUGGUUGGUUUAGUGGUAUUAAAGGUGGUGAAUGCGCCGUGGUAGAUCCCACGCUGGAGAGGAUCCUAGGCAGGAAGCCUCGCGGGAUUGAAGAGAUGGCCGACCAGCUCUUUGGCAAAGCAUAA
This is a messenger RNA of Serendipita indica DSM 11827, 930 nucleotides long. NCBI's taxonomy places the organism in Eukaryota, Fungi, Basidiomycota, Agaricomycetes, Sebacinales, Serendipitaceae. The record is from the annotation of a GenBank genome assembly.